CGACGGCUAGAGCUUCACGUCGUUUUACACAAAACAACAACAAUAAUAAUAAUAAUAAUAAUAAUAAUAAUAAUAAUAAUAAACUAGAGUCGAUAGGAACUAACAGGAACAGCAUGAGAAGUUACUCUGCAUUUCCACUCUCGGCCGCCUGCUUUCUUUGGGUUUGUUUCUCUGCGGUGAGAGGUGAUUUUUGUGAGGUGAACGUGUGCAAGAAUGCAGGAACUUGUGUGAAAAAAGUUGGAAGGGAUCCCUUUAUUUGUAUCUGCCCAGAUGGCUUCACGGGGGACACCUGCGAUGAGAAAGAAACUGGGCCCUGUCAUCCCAACCCCUGCAAAAACGACGGCAUCUGUCAGGCACGAAGAGGGGACGUCUUCAGCGGAUAUGACUGCAAAUGCCCGAAAGGCUUCGAUGGCGUGCACUGCCAAAACAAUGUAAAUGAUUGUGCCAUUCAUCCAUGCCAAAAUGGAGGUUCAUGUAUAGAUCUUGAUGGAGAUUUCCACUGCAAAUGCCGCUCACCUUAUGUUGGAAUACACUGUCAACUGCGCUGUAUCUCUAUGUUGGGGAUGGAGGGUGGUGGCAUUUCCGAAUCCCAAAUCUCCGCUUCUUCUGUCCACUAUGGCAUACUGGGAUUGCAGCGCUGGGGACCCGAGCUGGCCCGUCUUAACAACAAAGGCCUGGUGAAUGCGUGGACCGCAGCAUCACAUGACAGGAAACCCUAUAUUGAGAUCAAUAUGCACAGGAUAAUGCGUUUCACUGGCAUAAUCACCCAGGGUGCCAGCCGUGUGGGCACUGCUGAGUACAUUAAAACUUUUAAAGUGGCUCACAGUUCAGAUGGACGCUUGUACACCAUGUACAGAGGAGAUGGCCAGAAGAAGGACAUUGUUUUUCUGGGAAACAGGAACAAUGAUGAGCCCAAGUCCAAUCUGUUUGAUCCGCCUAUCGUCGCCCAGUACAUCCGUAUUCUGCCCAUGUUGUUCCGUAAUGGCUGCACUCUGAGAAUGGAGCUAGUGGGCUGUGAGCUCAAUGGUUGCUCUGAGUCACUGGGGUUCAAGUCUCGGCUGAUCGGAGAUGCUCAGCUAACAGCCUCUAGCACCUUCCGCACAUGGGGCAUUGAGGCCCUCACCUGGCACCCUCACUAUGCCCGCUUGGACAAGCAGGGCAAAACCAAUGCCUGGACUGCUGCCACAAACAGCAGAUCAGAGUGGCUACAGGUGGACUUGCUUUCACCUAAACGGAUCACAGGAAUCAUCACACAGGGGGCAAAGGAUUUUGGGAAUGUGCAGUUCAUUUCAGCCUACAAAGUGGCGUACAGUGACAACGGCCGGCACUGGACUGUGGUGGAAGACGACAAAACAAACAGUGAACAGAUUUUCCCUGGCAACUCUGAUAACAACGUGCACAAAAGGAACCUGUUUGAUCCACCUUUGUUCGCUCGAUUUGUUCGUGUGCUCCCGUGGGAGUGGCAUGAAGCCAUCACACUAAGAAUGGAGCUGCUGGGUUGUGAUGAGUAAACCUCCACUUUACAGUAUUCCAGCUCUUGUUUUUCCCUAUUUCGUCCCAUUCUUGAGUCUUAUAUGCACUGCCUCACUCCCAGCACCAGGGGGCACUAAAUACACACACACACACACACACACACACACACACACACACACACACACACACACAAAGAAAAAUUAAAAAAAUCCAUUAUGUACAUACCAAAAAACUCACACAUUAAAUAUUGUCAGUAAUGCUUGGAUUAAAUGAUUGAUAGUAAAGAAGGUUACUAAUUUGUACAAAGGAUGUAAAUGUUAUUUUUUCAUUCAUAUGUGACCGUUUUUUUCACAGAUUUUGAAGUCCAUAUGUUUGAACAUAUACUGACGUGACAGGCAUUUUUGUGUCUGUAUCCAAUAUUUUUCACUUAAACAUCAUUCAGUAAUCGCAAGACAUGUUUUGCAUUAUUUCACAACACGCCCUUCAUGUCGUAACAUUCUCAGUGCAUCAAACACAAUAAUCAGGGGCAUUUAGCAGUACAAAUCCAAAAAUUUCAGAUGGUGCAACUUUCCAAGAAAUGUAAAAAAUAAACAUUUAAGAUUAUUCAAGAUUUGACUGUCAAUAAAGUUUUACUUUUUUUCCAUGCACCCUCUCCAAAAUGCGUCGUUUUACAUUUCAGUGGAUUCCAACAUAGAGUUGUGUCUCAUGUGUAGAGACACACUAUGCCCACUUGAGUCAUCCGACCACUCAUGCAGGUGCUAUUACCAGACAGCGGUUUUCACAUUCCUGCACCAACCUUCUUUCCCUCAGGCCCGGCCAGGCUGAUAACACAGUUUAGAUUUUUUUUCUAUUUAUUUAUGUAUUUUCUCCCAUUUUUCUCCCAAUUUAGCAUAGUCAAUUUGUCUUCCACUGCCGGGGAUCCCUGAUUGCAUUCGAGGAGGGUAUAUAGCUGCUCACGCCUCUCCCGACCCGUGCGCAGUCCUAUCGGACCCCUUCUUUUUGCUCAUGCAUUCUGCACAUUAGGGUCCUUACACAGCGUUUGAAGAUCCCGUCUACAUAGUCCGGUUAUCCCGCCGUAGUAUACACGGUGGCCAAUUAUUGUCUGCUGCAGGAACUGCCAAUUAUGCCUGCUAGAUGGUGCCCAGCCGACCGGUGAAAACGCUGAGUUUCAAACCUAGGAGUUCAGAAUUUCUGCGCUGGUGUGCUAGCGGAAUAUCCCACUGCGCCACCUGGGCACCUACACAGUUGAGAUUUCAAUUCAAGAGUUCGAGCUCUCUGCAGUCAUAGGCUAGUGUAUAAGACCUCUGCACUACUCUAGCACCCAUGCUUAUCAAUUUCCCCCUUUAUUAUUGUAUAUACUGGUAGUAACAAGAACAAGUAUUUACAUUUUUUUAAAAGGGUAUACAUAAUGAUAUUAUAUUUGAGUUCGUUUUUAUAAAAGGUUUAUGCUUCCUGUAUUAACCACCAUGUUUAAGUAUCGUUUUAUGUCCACUUCAUAUUGUAUUUGAAUCAGUUUUCCAGGUCAGGUAGCAACACCACAGGAUGGUUAAAAAUUUACAUUUUAAAAAUACUAAAUACUUGUAAACAUUGGGAAGAUUGAACUGAGUGUGUUUUGGUGUGGUAAAUAACAUCUAUAUUAAAAUAAGUUUUCAUAGUCAUAUUUCAUAUUUAGUUACUUAAGGUUCAUAUACAAGUAAGAGACAUUUAUGUCAUUGUAGUUUUGGAAUUUAAGAAACUGAAAUUCACAUACUUUAUUGUUCAAAAAACUGUGUUAAAAUGUGAUAUUUUAAUUCUAAUGUUUUUGCCAUUAUUAUUAAUUUUUUGGUGGGUUUUUUUUUGUGUUUGACUAAUUUUGUUAGGUCAGAAUUCUACAUACAGUAACUUUGUAGCAGAUAAUUCAUCUGUUAAUGUGUUGUUAAUGUGUAUGUUGUUUAUUGUCAUUUAACAUCAUAGCAUUCCUCUAAAAAAUUCAAAAGCUGCUGUAACACGACCAAACCUGUCCACAAUCAAGCAAACCAGUCAUAAAGUCAUAAAGUUCCUGCUUUAAAAUCAGCAGCUUAAUUGUUAGUUCUUUGAUUGCAUCUGACCACCUGGAUGUCCUCUUAUGGAAAAGAGGGCGGGUUUUAUUCCUCCCAGGAAAAGAGAGCACUGAUUUGUGUACUGUUAACAAGUGCAGUCAAACUAGCCCUAUUUAUAUGGACAAGAAAGUCAACAGCUGUUAGUAACAAGGAAUUAGGAGCAAUACCACACAUUUAAAUGACAUUGUAGAAAAAAUUGAAUAUGUAAAAAAUGAUUGUUAAUAAAAUUAAAAUUGAAAUUGAAAUCCCAAAACUGCCAUACUUGCUGUAGAAACAUAUUUGCUGUACAAGUAUAUGUAAAGUUCUGACUUCAGCAAACAAGAAUAUUUUUCAAUGUGUGGUUGCUUCAACUGACAUUUAAAAAAUACAAUACAUACAACAGAUUAUUGAAGUUAGAAAACAUCAUGUCUAUUCUUAUAUGAAUACUGUUAUAAUUUCAGUAUAAAGUCAAAUAAAAAUGUAAAAGUUUGGACACCUCUGGUUCUUUAAUGACAUUUUACCAAAAAUCAAAACAAAAACAAAACAUAGGAUGUUGCAUGUGACACUAGCCAAUUACUGCUGGGAUCUGGGGUUUGAAUCCCCAGUGGUGCACAGUGACCCUGACCAGGAUAAAGCGGUGUUAAACAUGACAAUGAAAACAAAAGAAAAUAUUUAAAAGGUGUCCAGGUGGCAGAGCGGGAUAUUUAGCUACCAUAUCAGCACCGUGUCAGGCAAAUAUACCCUCGUAGGACGAGAUCGGGGUCCCCAGCAGCUACGCCAGAUUGGGAGAAAAGGGGAGAAAAUGCUUAAAUAAAAUAGCAAAAAACAGGAGUGUCCAAAAUUUAGCAUGCUAUAAAUCAAUAGCUCAGUAUUAUUUUAUAUUAAUGUUUUAGCCAAAUUUACACUGCCACAAGUAUAUCUCAGGUAGAUCUGAAUCUAUUGCAGUGUGCUACUGAUUUUUCUAUAAUCAAUCUUUCAUUAAUCCAACUAUAGCAACUUUAUAAACCAAAUGUUUUUGUUUUUUUUCUGUCUCUGAUUUAAAUGUUCUUAUAUAUUUAGCAUAAUAUAUUCAGUGACUGGUCAGUAAUGACAUUUUUUUAGCGGUUUAGUAGCAAAUAAGAUUGCUCCUUAAAAGAAACGUCCAGAUCCCCCAGUGAGAGGGUGCAAAUCUAAUUUAGAGGGAUUUCUAUGGUUACACUGAAGCUCAGACACCCCCUCCCCAGCUCCCCUUCCCCAGUCGAAAUAAUGCUUCUCAUUUUCUAUGACCCCUAUGAAUUAUGAAUUCUGGGCUUGUGCAAUAUGAAAUUCCAUUAAUAUUAAUGCUUGCAUGCCAAGAACCAAAUGAUGGUAAGAAUUACUGAAAAAAAGAAAAAUGUAGAAUGCUUGUGUAGUAAGUCGACAUGAGGGGUUUUUGUGACCAGUGUUGGCAUAAGUUUAAAUCAGUGAUUUUCUAAUCCUAAUAAUUUGUAACCCAGUUUAUUAUGUUCUUUGUUUUGUUGUUUUCUAUCAUUAUUUUUGUCACGCUGUAGAACAGAUUGGGUAAAAUUUCAUUUGUAUUUUUGAAAAAUGUCAUGCUAUUAAUAACAAAAAAAUAAAAAAAUAAAACAGAA
Messenger RNA from Trichomycterus rosablanca, 5140 nucleotides. It is a transcript of the gene mfge8b, whose product is annotated as milk fat globule EGF and factor V/VIII domain containing b. NCBI's taxonomy places the organism in Eukaryota, Metazoa, Chordata, Actinopteri, Siluriformes, Trichomycteridae. The coding region runs from base 114 to 1511 and encodes 465 amino acids. The record is from RefSeq and is a predicted model, not a curated record. Gene Ontology annotation, cellular component: plasma membrane. Gene Ontology annotation, molecular function: signaling receptor activity; calcium ion binding. The transcript is spliced from 10 exons.